Uranotaenia lowii is the source of this 5351-nucleotide messenger RNA. Its product is annotated as thyroid receptor-interacting protein 11. The coding region runs from base 3322 to 5154 and encodes 610 amino acids. The record is from RefSeq and is a predicted model, not a curated record. NCBI's taxonomy places the organism in Eukaryota, Metazoa, Arthropoda, Insecta, Diptera, Culicidae. The transcript is spliced from 2 exons. Gene Ontology annotation, biological process: regulation of cilium assembly. Gene Ontology annotation, cellular component: centrosome.
AAUUAAAAACUCAGAGUCAGAUUUAUCAUUUGAACUUCACAUUUUAAUUCAGAUUCACAAUACAGAUUAAAAAUAAAUAGUUGAUAUGAUAAAUUGAGAUUAUACCAGAAUUUCAGAGUUUAAAUAUUACGUUCCUGAAUGAAGGCUCUUAAAAUUGGCUCAUAAAAUUCUGAUCUGGAAUGAAAAUUCAAAAUUCGUUUUUUGUUUGUACAGUUCAGGAAUCGUAUGAAAAUUUGGAAACAAAUUCAAAGCACAAUUUUUGAACUCAGGUUACGAAUUCAGGAUCAGAAUGCAGAAUCAAAAUUCAGAAAAGGAUUUAGCUUGUAAAUGAGUUUUUCAAUCAACAUAAAAUUGUUGAGGAAUUCAAGAGAACAUGAACUUAAAAAUUUUCUUGUCAAUGCAAUUUACAGAUUUCAAAUUUCUUAAUCAAAAUUUGUUUAUAAACACAAUUCAGCUAAAACCACAAAUAUAAAAUAGAAUUUGAGUUUAUUUUCUUAGUUUGGUUUUACGCAAAAAAUUGAUUUAAUAAAAUCAUCCACAGGAUUUUCAUGAUGGAAUUGAUUCUUUAUGAAUAAUAUUUACUAUUAAAGAAACAGGUCUCUGAAAUUCACCUAAAAAAUCUGCACAAAAUUCUACAAAUUUAUCAAUGAAAGUUAAUAAAACAUACCAGAACAUGCAUUUAAUUUAUUUUAGGACCGAUACGCUGACGCAUCUGUGAAUAGUUAGGAAACAGUAUUGCAUUUAUGGGGGCAAGUGCAGACUUUGAAAUUUUUCACUAAAGUACCGUUGGUAAGGUACUAUGGUGAAAUCCGUUUGCACUUUCCCAGGAGUACCUUAAUACAAACUCUGCAGAAGAUUUUCAAAACUUCCGGUUUAGUUUUGGACCAGACAAAUCCUCUGAAUAAAAAUCAUUGGAAAAUUAUUCGAUUAUUUUUUUUUAUUUAAAGAGAAGAUUAAAUUUACAAUACUUUAAAUUUGGAAAAUUUUGAAAAAUUUCGGAGGUGUUUAACUUUGAUAAAACUAGAAAAUAUAUGUUAUGUUUAAGUUUUAGCAGAACUUUAAAAACUCAAUAAUGCUGUGUACUCUGUGUAGCAAUGGUGUCCAAGUACAAGCGGUUGGAGAAUUUGAAUAUCUCCUCCAUAAGCUGUGUAAAUGUACAUACUAUAGGUUCAAACUUCAAAGCCUCUCCUACCGGUUUUCACGCUGAAUCUUCUCGGAGAUUGCUUUGACUGACUGUAAAGAAUCAUUAUCCUUCCAUUCCUUCCUUCGAGAGUUUUGAGCCCGUUUUAUUUUUAAUAAAUCAUAGAACAUAAUCAACUCUAAUCAUACCGACACUUUGUAUAUACCUAUUCAUAACGCGAGCGGUCAAAUUUCUCAAUCGAUAUCUACAAAAUCUAGGUAUAGUUUUGAAAAGCUUAUAACGUGACUCAAAUAUGUUUCUUAGACAAUUUUCAGCUAAAAUCAAUAAUUUGAAAAUUAUUUGAAGUUCAAGAAUUUUUUUUUUAUGAAAAAACAUGCUUCAGGAAAAAAGCUGUAGAUCAGUUAUUAAGGGCUCGAAAAAAAAUUCGUUUAGUGCCUGAGAAAGUUGAAAUAAGAAGCUAAAUGUUGUACAGGGGAUAUACUUAAAAGGGAAUAUACACAAAAAAUUUGUAAAAUUCGUGCUUUUCAUCAAUUAACCGGCAAUGCUGUUACUGUUACAGUAGAAAAAUUUUAAAAAGUGAAUUGUAAAGUUGACGUAAUUUGUCACAUUUUGACGUCUUUAGAUUUUUAAAAUACGAAAUACAUAAUUUAUGACGACUUUUCAAAGCUAGCUGUUUUUCAAACUUUUUAUCAAUCGGGAUUUUCUGAGACAAUUCCUUCACCUGAAUAAGCUUUGCACUGGAUUUUGAGUAUGUUAACGUAAGGUUUAGGCAAUAAAACUAUAUGCAAAAGAAAGCAAAUUUCAUACUGGUUCUAGUGAUGUAUUUGCAUUAGAUGGCGGUGCGAUGAUCGACAAAAAUAUAAUAAAUAUAUUUCUGAAAGUAAAACCAGAAAAUUUGCGCUAAUGCUUGUUUGUUUUUUUUUUGUUCUCUUUUAUCCGUCUUCGUGUGCAAAAUACCUUUGACAUAUUACCACCCACUGCGCCCGUCUGCCAAGCAAGAAUUUGUGCUGUCUUUUAAAAAAUUCAGAAACUACUUCACUGUUUUAUUUAUCAUAUUUUUGUCAAGCAUUGCACCGCCAAUGCAGUUACAUCACUAAAAUUGAUAUGAAAUUUGCUUUCUUUUGAAUAUAAUUUUAUUGCCUAAACCUUACGUUAACAUACUCAAAAUCCAGUGCAAAGCUGAGCUUAGGUGUAGGAGUUGUCUCAGAAAAUCCAAACUGAUAAAAAGUUCGAAAAACAGCUACUUUUGAAAAGUCGUCAUAAAUUAUGUAUUUCGUAUUUUAAAAAUCUAAAGAUGCCAAAAUGUGACAAAUUAUGUCAACUUUCCAAUUCACGUUUUAAAAUUUGUCUACUGUAACAGGAACAGCUUUUUUCUAUCUUUAGCUUUCUCAGGCACUAAGCAAAAUUUUGUACGGGCCCUUAAUAACUGAUUUUCAGGCUUUUUUCUGAAGCAUGUUUUUUCAUAAAAAUUAUUUUGGUCUUUGGAUGAGUUUUAUGUUAUUGAUUGUAACUGAAAAUUGUCGGAGAAACAUAUUUGAGUCACAUUAUCAGCUUUUCAAAACUAUAGAUUUUGUAGACAUCGGUUGAGAAACAAGAGAGUUUCAGCGAAUACAGUGUAAGCCAUCAUUUGACCGCUCGCAGUAUGAAUAGGUAUACCACAUGCGUUAUUCGAAAACCACAACACUUAGAAAAUUUCUAAAAAUGCAAAAUUACUUGCAUUUUAAAAAUAAAAAUAGUCCUGUCGUUAAAUUGGCGAAAAAAUAUUAGAUUAGGCGUAAUCAUCAUUUAAAGUUAGAAAAAUGAUUUAGUGUUAAAAACCGUUAAUCAGAACAUGGUCCAUGUAAGUUGUUCAAUGACUGGGAAUGACAUAAACUUAAAAAGUGCGUUUAUUCAAAGAUAAACCAAGUGUUGAAAGUAUGAUCUUUGAAGUUUUUACUUGUUUGAAUUGCUCUUAGCUCACGAAAAUUUAAACAUACAUACAUCACUACUCGCACAAAUUUAACAAUUUUGAUAAUUUAAAUAAUUUUUUAGAAUUUUUAGUUUUUUAGUUUUUUACUUAUUUUAAAAAUAUUGCAUCAUGGAAUUGAAGAAAAGCAUGCCAUGGACAAACAUUUCGUCAGUGUCAUUAAUUUUCAUUCUUACCUUUAAUUAAGAAGUUUAAACCACAAAAUUUUGAUAAAAUGGAUUCCCAAAUUCCCUGCUCUUCCUCGGCCCAGGACAAUGUGUUCGAUUUCAUUGAAAAUCUUAUAAAUUCCAUACCGGAACAUACUGAUGCAAGCGCAUUCGGAACAACAACCCAAGGUGCUACCUCCAAGCCUAUGGGAACUCGAAGAAUUUUGAAAAUGCGCCAACAACUAAACAAACAGAACAACUUUAUCGCUGACCUCAAAAAAAAGAUCCGUGUUCUUGGUGCUGCUUCGCCGAAAUCGAUUUCUGAUCAGGAAGAAUUGGCUUUUCUCAAAAGUCGUUUAGCCAAGGAAAAUGAUUUGCUGAAUAGCUUGAUGAGAACCCUCAUCGAAGAACAGAAGAAGGAACAAUCCUGGGAACCGAUCCGUUUGUGCACCGACCCAAUGGACGAUGUGGUUCGAAGUCCGUGGAUGCUGGGUGGCGUUGCAAUGCAAGAUCCACGCUUUUCAUUUGAUUCAACGCUAUCCUCAUUGAGUUCGCAGGGUCAUGGAGACAUAGAUGACACCAUGAAGUAUGAUGAUGUUACUAAACAAUUCCAAAAAGAACUGAUGAAUCGAGACCGAGUAAUUGAAAUUUUGCAAAACCGUCUCGAUGGACUUACGGCAGAUGUGAUGAAAGUAAAACGAGACAACAAUGCUAUUCUGGACAAAACUCCAAAAAAUACCAAAUUUUGCGAAGCGGAUAUGUUGAAUCGUUUACGGUUCUAUAAAGAAAACACUGAUGCUCUUGAACAAAACCUCCAUCAAAUGGGAGCCGCUUUGAAUGUCAUAAGAUCAGAGCUGGGAACCAACAUUGCAGGAACAUCGCCUGAUUUUAUUGACUGUUCUGGUCUCCAUCGGACUUCGAAUUUCAGUGGGAACCAUGAAUGUUCUACUCCAAAGAAAUCAUGUCCCAAAAAUAAUGAUGAUCAAUAUAACGAGUUGAUGAAAGAAUUCGCGAACAAAUCCGAGGAAUGUAAAAAACUAACCGAUCGCUUGGCGAAAUCAUGUUCUUGUAAAGCCGAUUCUCCUGAACAGGUUGAGUUAGAUUUACUCAAGAAAAGGUGCUCGGAGCUUCUGGACGAACAUGAUGAAUUCAAGAUACUAAUUAAAGAACAAGGUGAACAGCUUGAUGAAUAUCGCAAAAAAUUCUUGGAUGCACAACAAACAGUUGAAGAGCAAAAACUUAAGAUGAACAAGAUGGAUAUAACAAAUAAUCGGAUUGAGGAGCAAAUCAACAUCGAGGUGCAAAGGAUAAAAGCCAAAUUUCAGGACAAAUUACGAAAGCUUCUUCCAUUCCCUGGUUUGUUGGAGGCCGAAGAAACAAAAGUUAAAAAUCUCAAGGAUUCGAAUGAAAAAUUGCUGGCAGAAUUGAAAAAAUCCGCCAAAGAAAUCAGAUGCUUAGAAAGUAAACUGCAUAACGCACAUGUUUCGCAAAACUCUGAAUUGGAACAAGCUUACCGUUUAAUGAAAACAGAAAUGGAACAAACUACAGACAUGCUAGAGGAAGAAAAGAAAGCGAAACAAAAACUCCAAGAACAAGUAUCGAGUAUGCAGCAAGAAAUGGAAGAAGUGCGAUCUGAAGCAGCAAAAAUCAUCUGCCGAACAAACAACCGUAUUCAAGAGGAUAAAAACGCCGCACAAGAGCGAUUGCGUGUUGUGGAAUUGGAGUUGGCGCAAUGUCGUGCAGCAGCUGCAGUAACGAUUCAAAACCGGGAAGAAGCAUUACGAGAGAUGCAUCGCCAAAUCGGUGUCUUGUCCGCAAGCUUUGAAGAUGCACAAAUGCAAAUCAAAUCCCUUCGGAACCAGCUGACGUAUUUGCAGAAUGAAAGGAUCUCGAGGGCUUAACUGAUUUCUUUUGUUGUUUUUCUUAUUCUGAAUAAAGCAAAUGAUAACAAUCCGUUAAUUUUUUAUUAAAGUUAAUAAAGUUUUAGUAAAAUGACAAUUCUAGAUGAACCUAAUAUUCUUAAUUUAUUUUUAUUAGGUCUAUCCCGCAGGCGGGAAUAUUUUGCGAAUAGGACUUUGGGACCAAAUAGUGUUGUUGA